Molecule: messenger RNA, 2202 nt
Organism: Merops nubicus (carmine bee-eater)
Lineage: Eukaryota; Metazoa; Chordata; Aves; Coraciiformes; Meropidae
Gene: KLHL6
Product: kelch-like family member 6
Biological process (GO): B cell receptor signaling pathway; germinal center formation
Molecular function (GO): protein binding
Source: RefSeq, a predicted model, not a curated record
GAAAUCCGCCCAACUUCUGCAGUGUGAUUCGCCCCAGGCUCAGGAGCCCUUUUUAGAUUGGAGUACCAGCAGAAUGAGCCGGUGCUGGCCCCAAAAUGGGGGACACGCUGGAGAAGAGCUCUGAGGAGCCCGAGCCCUCUCCGGACAAUGCGCGGUCGAGGAGGAUGGAGGAGCUGGUGGAAGUCUCGAGCGGUGAGAAGGUCAAGUUUGACGACACGGGUCUGUCUCUGGUGCUCCAGAACGGCCUGGAGAACCUCCGGCUGGAAAAUUCCCUUACAGAUGUCAUCCUCUGCGUGGGCAGCAGGGAAUUCUCCUGUCACCGAGUGGUCCUGGCUGCAGCAAGCAAUUAUUUCAGGGCCAUGUUCUGCAAUGAUUUAAGAGAGAAAUACGAAGAGAAGAUCAUACUUAAAGGAGUUGAUGCAGAAACCAUGAAUAUACUCCUGGACUACACCUACACCAGCAAGAUGCUCAUCACAAAGGAAAACGUACAGAAAGUCUUGGAAGCUGCCAGCCUCUUUCAGUUCCUUCGCAUGGUGGACGCCUGUGCCAGCUUCCUCACCGAGGCCCUGCAGCCGGAGAACUGCGUCGGCAUCCUGAGGCUGGCCGACGCCCACUCCCUGCACAGCCUGAAACAGCAAGUGCAGAACUACAUCAUCCAGAACUUCACGCAGGUGCUGAACCACGAGGAGUUCCUGGAGCUGCCGGCCGAGGUGCUGUGCAGCACGCUGCGGAGCGACGAGCUGCAGGUGACGGAGGAGGCGCAGGUCUUCGAGACGGUGAUGGGCUGGGUGCGGCACCGGCAGCCCGAGCCUCCCCCUAUGCUGCAGCACGUCCGCCUGCCCCUCCUCGACCCCUGGUACUUCGUAGAGACUGUCGAAGCCGACCAACUCAUCAGGCAGUGCCCAGAUGUUUUUCCUUUGCUCCAGGAAGCAAGAAUGUACCACCUGUCAGGCAACGAGAUUAUUACAGAAAGAACCAAGCCCAGGAUGCACGAGUUCCAGUCUGAGGUGUUUAUGAUCAUAGGGGGCUGUACAAAAGAUGAGAAGUUUGUAGCAGAAGUGACUUGCCUGGAUCCUUUGAGGCGAAGCCGCCUGGAAGUAGCAAAAUUACCAAUCACAGAGCAGGAGACGGAGAAUGAGACUAAGAAGUGGGUGGAGUUUGCAUGCAUUACCCUAAAAAAUGAAGUCUACAUAUCGGGUGGCAAAGAAACAAAGCAUGAUGUCUGGAAGUACAACGCCUCCAUCAACAAGUGGAUACAGAUCGAGUACCUGAACGUGGGGCGCUGGAGGCACAAAAUGGCCGUGCUGGGGGGCAAGGUCUACGCCAUCGGGGGCUUCGAUGGCAUGCAGAGGAUCAACAGCAUGGAGGCCUACGACCCCUUCCAUAACUGCUGGUCAGAGGCUGCUCCCCUCCUGGUCAAUGUCAGCUCCUUUGCAGCAGCCAGCUACAAGAAGAAACUCUACGUCAUUGGGGGAGGGCCCAACGGGAAGCUGGCAACAGACAAGACUCAGUGCUACGACCCUGCGACCAACACGUGGAGCCUGAGGGCUGCCAUGCCAGUAGAAGCCAAGUGCAUCAACGCCGCAAGCUUCCGUGACCACAUCUAUGUUGUGGGUGGGGCGAUGAAGGCGCUCUACUCCUACAGCCCCCAGGCAGACACGUGGUGCCUGGUGACCCAGUUCACCCACGAGCGAGCCAGCUGUGGGAUUUCUCCCUGCAACAACAAGCUGUUCAUCACCGGGGGCCGGGACGAGAAGAACGAAGUCAUUGCGACAGUGCUGUGCUGGGACCCCGAAACUCAGAAGCUGACAGAAGAGUGUGUCCUGCCCCGGGGGGUGUCUCACCACGGCAGCGUGACCCUCAGGAAGUCCUACACGCACAUCCGCAGGAUUGUGCCCGGGGCGGUUUCCGUCUGACCCCGGGAGACCUGCAGGGGAGCCCAGCACCUCCGUGCCCCUGGGGCACAGGCUGCAGGAUGGAAACGCCACCCCUGGGGUCCUCUGGGGAGUGUCUGUAUAUACGCUCAGUCCUCUCCUUUCCUCUGUACAGUAUAUCCUUAAGUUAUCUCAAUUCCUUCCCCCCACAGAAAAACAAAGGGACCAGCUGUAGCUUACUCUUGCCAGCACAAUACCUCCAGCCAGGCAAAGAGAUGUGCUGUGUAGGUGGGAAAUUCACCUCCCUGCUCUAUCUGCCCUGAAACGU